CUCUCUCUCUUAUUCCUCGUCCUCUUUGUUUUCUAGUUUCAUUCAAGACUCUCAUUUCUGCGCCGCUGAAAAGAACCGUAACUGAUAAAUCAGAUUUUAUACAUAACAUCACUCUCUAAUCAGAAGACCAAGACCAUCAAUAUAAACAAGCCCAUGUUACAAAUGCAAUGCGAUAUAUGAGAAGGGAAACCCGCGCUUGAUGGACUGCUUGCACAGUAGCAGUGACAAGAAAACAUUAAAGCGGUGGUUUUUCAUAGACAAAAGAGUUGGUUGAGUGAAAAUAAAAAAGUCUUGAUAGUUAGCACAUAAAAUCAACUUUGUUUGUGACAAAGUCGCACAUAAUAUCAAACACAAUAAUUUCUUGCCUUUGUUGAUAGUUCGUUCGCUUCAAAUAAUAUAGCUCGGUUCAAUGGAUAUGAAGUCCUCUCAUGCUUCUCUUCUCACUGACCCUGUUCCCGUAAACAAGUCAAGGCUUCGAAUGCAUUCUAGUUUGCUCGGUUAUUCCCAACAAGAUUCACCACUCUCUCCUGGGAAGUGCUCAAGAAGCAAUUCAAGGAAAAGUACUGGGAGUGUCGAUGAUGUAAGGUCCAAUGGUUGGUUGGAUGCCAUGAAGGCUUCUUCGCCUCCAAGGAAGAAGCUACUUAAGGGGUCGAGUGCUCAGGUCGCCUCAAUUGACUUUGACAUUGAAGACUACUUUUCAUGGAUGCUUGAAUAUCCUUCAGCGCUAGACUCUUUUGAGAAAAUCAUUGACCUUGCAAAGAAUAAGAAGAUUGCAAUGUUUCUUGAUUAUGAUGGCACGCUUUCACCAAUAGUAGAUGAUCCGGAUUGCGCCUUUAUGUCUGAAUCUAUGCGCACAACUGUGAGAAGUGUGGCAAAAUAUUUCCCCACAGCAAUUAUCAGUGGAAGAAGCCGUGACAAGGUUUUUGAUUUAGUUAAACUAACAGAACUCUACUACGCCGGUAGUCAUGGGAUGGACAUUAUUGGCCCUAUUAGCAGUACUUUGUGCAAAAGUCACCCAGAUUGUGUUAAGUCUACUGACCAAGAGGGAAAUGAGAUAACUCUCUUUCAACCUGCAAGAGAAUUCCUGCCUAUGAUUGAUGAGGUUUUUAGAACCCUCGUCGAGAUUACUAAAGAUAUAGAAGGCGCAAAAGUUGAAAAUCACAAGUUUUGCGCUUCUGUACAUUACCGUAAUGUAGAAGAGACUAAUUGGACAACGAUUGGACAACGUGUCCAUGAUGUUUUGAAAGAUUACCCUCGCUUACGUUCAACUCAUGGACGGAAGGUUUUAGAAGUCCGUCCUGUGAUUGAUUGGAAUAAAGGAAAAGCUGUUGAAUUUUUACUUGAAUCUCUAGGGUUAACUGAUAGCAAUGAUGUGCUUCCCCUAUACAUCGGAGAUGAUACAACUGAUGAAGAUGCAUUCAAGGUGCUGCGAGAGAGCAACCAUGGUUAUGGGAUUUUGGUUUCGUCGGUUAGGAAAGAAAGCAAUGCCUUUUUCUCUCUCCGAGACCCCAAUGAGGUCAUGAAAUUUCUCCAACUCUUGGUGAAUUGGAAGAGACAAGAAAGAAAGCAUGGGAAGAAGUAAACGCCAAAGAUUAUAUAAUAUAUGGAUAGCAUUUUAUUUUAUACCGAUUACAUAGAUUUUAUAGAAUUGAUUAUUUCUUCCUCCAUCUUCGUUACUAAUAAGUUAUUAUAUAUGAAUGGAAGCUACUGGAUUCUGUGGAUU
Messenger RNA from Cajanus cajan (pigeon pea), 1723 nucleotides. The record is from RefSeq and is a predicted model, not a curated record. NCBI's taxonomy places the organism in Eukaryota, Viridiplantae, Streptophyta, Magnoliopsida, Fabales, Fabaceae.